This is a messenger RNA of Ficedula albicollis (Collared flycatcher), 2727 nucleotides long. RefSeq names its product sphingosine-1-phosphate lyase 1 (gene SGPL1). Gene Ontology annotation, biological process: carboxylic acid metabolic process; sphingolipid catabolic process. The coding region runs from base 122 to 1807 and encodes 561 amino acids. Gene Ontology annotation, molecular function: pyridoxal phosphate binding; sphinganine-1-phosphate aldolase activity. Gene Ontology annotation, cellular component: endoplasmic reticulum. The transcript is spliced from 14 exons. The record is from RefSeq and is a predicted model, not a curated record. Lineage: Eukaryota; Metazoa; Chordata; Aves; Passeriformes; Muscicapidae.
ACCCCGCGGGCAGCGGGAGGAGGAGGAGGAGGAGAAGAAGGGAGAAGGGAGAAGGGAGAAGGGAGAAGGGAGAAGGGAGAAAAAGAAGGGAGGAAGGAAGGAAAGAGCGGCGGGAGCAGCGAUGGAUGCCAUUACUCCCUACAAGGAAAUCCUCCAGAUGUACUGGGAGAAAGUGACAGGCUUUGUGAACGCCCGGUGUGAUGGACUUGAGCCCUGGCAGCUCAUUGGGUUGACAUUUUCUUCCACACUUGCAAGUGUGUGGCUGCAUGGCUUCCUCUGCCAGCCUGAGAGUUUGACAUCCCGAACUAAAAAACAGUUCUUUAAACUGCUGAGAAAAAUGCCAUUUGUUGGGGCUAUAAUCCAAAAGAAGAUUGAUGAAGCCUUGAAUGAUGUCACUUCCAGUUUAUCCUUCCUGAAAGAGGAAAAGGAUUAUAUCAAAGCACUGCCAGAACAAGGCAUGAGCCAGCCUGAAGUGCUGCAGAAGAUGAAAGAGUACAGCUCAAAAGGGGAUGUACGCUGGCAGGAUGGGAAAGUCUCUGGGACUGUGUACAGUGGUGAAGAGAAACUCACCCACCUGCUGGUGAAGGUGUAUGAAGAGUUUGCCUGGAGUAAUCCUCUCCACCCAGAUAUAUUCCCUGGUCUGAGGAAGAUGGAAGCAGAAGUAGUGAGGAUUGCCUGUACGCUCUUCCACGGGGGCCCCAACUCUUGUGGUGCUAUGACAUCUGGGGGGACUGAGAGCAUCCUGAUGGCCUGCAAGGCAUACAGAGACCUGGCUUAUGAGAGAGGCAUCAAACAGCCAGAAAUGUUGGUCCCAGUGAGUGCCCACGCAGCCUUUGACAAGGCAGCACACUACUUUGGGCUGAAGCUGAUCCAAAUACCACUGACCAAGGCUAUGGAAGUGGAUGUUCAGGCAAUGAGGAGAGCUAUCUCGAGGAACACAGCCAUGCUGGUCUGUUCUGCUCCCCAGUUCCCACACGGAAUUAUGGACCCCAUUGAAGAGGUGGCAGAGCUUGCAGUGAAGUACAAAAUCCCCUUCCACGUGGAUGCCUGCCUGGGUGGAUUCCUUAUUGCUUUCAUGGACAAGGCAGGGUUCCCCUUAAAGCGUCCCUUUGACUUCCGUGUGGAAGGUGUGACCAGCAUUUCUGCUGACACCCACAAGUAUGGCUACGCUCCCAAGGGCUCCUCGGUGGUGCUCUACAGUGACAAGGAGUACAGGAAGUACCAGUUCUUCAUAGCCCCAGACUGGCAAGGGGGAAUUUAUGCCUCCCCCUCCGUGGCAGGCUCCAGGCCUGGUGGGAUCAUAGCUGCAUGUUGGGCAACCCUGCUGCACAUUGGAGAGUCGGGCUAUGUUGAGGCUACAAAGAGGAUCAUUAAGACAGCUCGUUUCCUCGAAUCUGAGUUGAGAAAAAUUGACAGCAUCUUCAUUUUUGGGAAGCCAGAGGUGUCUGUCCUCUCCAUUGGCUCGGACACUUUUGACAUCUAUCGAUUAUCAAAUUUUCUAGCUGCAAAAGGAUGGAACUUGAAUGUCCUACAGUUCCCACCAAGCAUCCAUCUCUGCAUCACGCAGCUGCACACGAAGCCCGGCGUGGCCGAGCAGUUCCUGAAGGAUGUCAGGGACAGCAUCCAGGACAUCAUGAAGGACCUCAACGCCAAGACCACCGGCAUGGGAGCCAUCUAUGGAAUGGCACAGUCCGUCCCAGACAGGAGCCUGGUGGCAGAGAUCUCCCAGGCGUACCUGGAUGGCCUCUACAGCACGGAUGUUCCCAGCAGUGAGAAGCACAUGAACGGCUCUCCCGGCCACCGCUGACUGCAGUGCAACAAUCAGUGCCUUGCCAGCCAGCACUGGGGUGGUUCCAAAGGUUUCCUAGGCAAAGAGAUUGCAGUUCCUACAAUUGCAGCUCUGAGGGUGGCUUGAUCUGGAAAAAUUCCCCCCCUGUCUUAGUCUGUUCUGAAAUCUGCAUUGUUUUCAUGGCCAAUUUCAGUUUUAGGGCUUUUCCUCCCUCCCCCCUGCCUGUUCUCAUCAUGGCUGUUGAUGGUGAAUUGAAUGUCCAUUCCACAGCUCUAAAUUCCUCAGGUAUUCUGCAUGUCACUUCAUUCCUCAGUUGUUGUUUCUCCUCAGACCAGUGUCCAGCCAAGUGUUAAAUUUGAGUUCUCACAUUGAGUUCCACAGCUCCAGUCUUCCUGGAAGUUAAUGGUAGACAGCAAAUUGGAAAUUCUGUGUUCUCUUGAGUAUUCCCGUGAGCUGCUGCAUUUAACAGACUGCUGGGAGCCUUAUAUCUGUGUAAUGCAGAGCUGAUAAAUUGGCAGAGGGAAGGUAGUCACUGCCUCCUUUUGAAAUCCCCUCUGGGGAUCUCAGUGAGGCUGCAAUCAAUAUCUGCUGAGGGGGAGGAAAAAAAGCAACACAAAAUCCUUUUCUGGAAUCUCUUGAACAACAGCAGAAAUAGAAACCAAGCAGCUGGUGUAGGGAGAGGAACUGGAUGGUACUGAAAACCCCAGGUACAUCGUGGCUGUUUUGCUCCCCUGCUUCUUGUAGAAGACAUGCAUUGACCACCCAGGAGUGCUGUUUUCCCUUGCACAAAUCUAGAGGGAGGUGCAGAGCUCAUUUCACUGUUCAGAACUUGAAGGUUUUACACUGUCCCCUCACGAUGCUGUAGCAGAGCCAGGCCCUGGCCCGUGUCACAGCCAGGGACGUCGCGCAGACGGUUUUUUUAACCACGGUCUUUUAGU